This is a messenger RNA of Bufo gargarizans (Asiatic toad), 3471 nucleotides long. Its product is annotated as solute carrier family 12 member 3-like. Gene Ontology annotation, biological process: potassium ion import across plasma membrane; cell volume homeostasis; chloride ion homeostasis. Lineage: Eukaryota; Metazoa; Chordata; Amphibia; Anura; Bufonidae. Gene Ontology annotation, molecular function: sodium:potassium:chloride symporter activity. The record is from RefSeq and is a predicted model, not a curated record. Gene Ontology annotation, cellular component: membrane. The transcript has 26 exons.
AUGGAUUGCUCAAGAAGCACUCCAGUCUCCAUUGGCAGGUUCACUAUAGAGAGAGUCUCCGUGUCUAGCCAUUGUGGAACCUGGGCUCCUACCAAAUUCCCUGAAUCCUCUGGGCAAGUUUCUUACAUGAUUUCCUGCUCUGAAAAUAGACAACCAAGCCACAGAAAUCCCCAUAACAAAUCUAAUAAUGCUAUUGGGAAUGAAAUAAAAAAUAGCAUACAUGACAAUUGCAUUAGACCACCUCCAGGAUACUCUUCAGAAAGCAGUUCAAAGAUGGCUUUCUCAAUCACAUCUGAUAGCAUGGAGUCUCUAGAAUGUUCUUUUGGCAGCGAAGGCUCCUCCUCUGGAUACACCUCCACUACUGAUGGGCUAACUUUGGAGGUACCAGAAAAGCAGGUACAGGAAGCUCUGAAUCAGCUCAACCAGUCAAUUGAUGCCUUUAAUACAGGACUUCAGAUGAUUUGCAGUUCCACAGAAGAUCAGCAACAUGAAGUGGUUGGGACUGAGACAGACAAUUCUUUGUCAGCUGGCAUCUGCCUAAGCCCUGCAAAGCUGACAGCGUGUAAUAAACUUUUGGCCCACAAACAAAUGGCCUACAAUACCCUGGAUGCCAAACCAAAGCAUGAACAUUAUAUUAACUCUGUUGCCCCUGGAAGACUGAAAAGGAGUCGUCCAUCCCUUGAUCUCCUUCGUAAUGCCAUAAUAGACGAACAACAAAUGGUUUCAGUCAACCUGGAUCAAGAUGCAGAAAUUUGUGACAAAGACAAGCUUGAAUUACAAGAGGAGACUGAUGAAAAGAAUAAGAAAAAGAAAAAGAAGGCUAAUGGAGAACCUGUUCGGUUUGGAUGGGUCAAGGGCGUAAUGAUCCGCUGCAUGUUAAAUAUCUGGGGAGUCAUUUUGUACUUGAGGUUACCCUGGAUCACAGCACAAGCUGGAAUAGGUCUGACGUGGCUGAUCAUUCUGAUGUCUGUGCUAGUGACAUCUAUCACUGGCUUGUCCAUUUCUGCCAUCUCUACAAAUGGCAAAGUUAAAUCAGGUGGAACAUAUUUUCUCAUCUCUAGAAGUUUGGGCCCAGAAUUAGGAGGCUCUAUUGGACUUAUAUUUGCUUUUGCAAAUGCAGUCGCAGUAGCUAUGCACACUGUAGGCUUUGCGGAGACAGUUCGAGACCUCCUUAUAGAAUAUAAUGCUGUGAUUGUUGACCCUGUCAAUGACAUCAGGAUCGUAGGUGUCAUUACCGUAACAGUUCUUCUCCUCAUUUCAUUAGCUGGGAUGGAGUGGGAAGCAAAGGCACAAGUAGUGUUCUUCUUCGUCAUCAUGGUGUCUUUUGCUAGCUAUAUAGUGGGGACAAUCAUGCCUCCCAGUGAAGAGAAACAGUCUAAAGGAUUCUUCAGUUACCAAGGGUCAAUCUUUUUGGAGAACAUGGUUCCCAACUGGCGCGGGGAAACUGGAUCUUUCUUUGGAAUGUUUUCUAUAUUCUUUCCAUCAGCUACUGGCAUUCUUGCAGGCGCAAACAUCUCAGGAGACCUUAAGGACCCAGCAGUGGCCAUACCCAAAGGAACACUGGUGGCCAUCUUCUGGACUACAGUGUCAUACCUUGCUAUUUCAGCUACCAUAGGUUCUUGUGUCCUCCGUGACGCCUCUGGCAUUGUAAAUGACACAAUACCUCUGAAUGACACAGACUGCAAGGGACUCAGCUGUCAGUUUGGCUGGGAUUUUAGUGAGUGUCGACAAAAUGAAACCUGCUACUACGGCCUAGCAAACCAUUACCAGGCAAUGAGCAUGGUAUCUGCGUUCAGCCCCCUCAUUACAGCUGGAAUCUUUGCAGCCACUCUGUCCUCUGCCCUGGCUUGCCUGGUGUCCGCUCCCAAAGUCUUCCAGUGCCUGUGUAAGGAUAAGCUCUACCCCUUUAUUGGAUUCUUUGGGAAGGGUUAUGGGAAGAACAAUGAGCCUAUCCGUGGAUACCUCCUGGCUUUCAUUAUUGCCAUUGCUUUCAUCCUUAUUGCUGAGCUGAACACAAUCGCUCCCAUUAUUUCCAAUUUCUUCUUGUGCUCCUAUGCCCUCAUCAACUUCAGUUGCUUCCAUGCGUCCAUCACCAAUUCUCCAGGAUGGCGGCCAUCGUUCCGUUACUACAGCAAGUGGACCUCCCUUUUUGGCGCUGUAGUGUCAGUGGUCAUUAUGUUUCUCCUGACAUGGUGGGCAGCUAUCAUUGCUGUAGCGAUCAUUUUCGUACUCUUAGGUUAUGCCAGCUACAAAAAGCCAGAUGUGAACUGGGGAUCUUCUGUCCAGGCUGGAGCUUACAAAAUGGCCCUAACCUACAGUGUGACCCUGAAUGGAGUACAAGAACAUGUCAAAAACUUUAGGCCACAGUGUCUUGUACUGACUGGACCCCCCAACUUCCGUCCGGCCCUGGUUGACUUUGUCAGUUCUAUAACAAAGAACACAAGUUUGAUGAUCUGCGGAAAUGUUGUCACUGACUCAGAGAAGGUACCAGACUCAGAGGGACAUCUUCGAUGGUUGAACACUAGGAAGGUGCGAUCGUUCUACAGUGUGAUUCAGGAAAGAACAUUACGAGCGGGAGCCAAAAGUCUCAUGCAGGUCUCCGGUCUUGGUCGUUUAAAGCCAAACACUGUGGUGCUGGGUUAUAAGAGUGACUGGCAAAAGGUUCCAGGGCAGUGCUUAGAAGAAUAUGUGGACAUCAUCAAUGACUCCUUUGACUGUCAGUUUGGGGUGUGCAUUCUUCACAUAAAGGAAAGCCUUGAUGUAUCACAGAAGAUGCAAGGCCAAUAUAACUUAGCAUUCCAGGAUUCUGACGAUGAGCUUACAUCUGACAUAGAAACAGAAAAAGAGGCUCCAACCAUAGUGCCAGAGAUUAUGAACCAAACUAACACCGAAUUCCAGGGCCGUCAGGGCAAGAAAAGCAUCCACAUUUACUGGUUGAAUGAUGAUGGAGGUCUCACCCUUCUCAUACCCUACCUGCUGACUCGGAGAAAACGCUGGAGCCAAUGCAAAGUACGAGUCUACAUCAGAGGAACACAGGAGAAUGCAGAAGAAGAGAGGAAAGAAAUGCAGUUACUUCUAGAAAAGUUCAGGCUGGGAUUCCAAGAUGUUGUAGUGCUCACAGACAUCGACCAGAAGCCCCAUCCCUAAAAAUUGUUUGAGGACCUCAUCGCUCCAUAUAACAUUAAUGACCAGAUGGGGACUGAACUUGAGAUCCCUCCUUGGUGUAUCAGUGAAAAGGACCUUCUAAACCAUGCAGCGAAGUCGGAACGAAAUGUCAGACUAAAUGAGAUCCUCCAACAAAACUCCCAGGAUGCCGCUCUUAUCGCCAUAAGCCUACCGAUUGCCAUCAAAUCAGCCUGCCCCAGUUCCCUCUACAUGGCCUGGCUUGAAGGCUUAUCUCGCGACAUCGUCCCACCAAUUGCAUUCAUCCGUGGCAAUCAGCAGGACUCUCUCACAAUGUACUGCCAGUGA